Molecule: messenger RNA, 920 nt
Organism: Actinia tenebrosa (Australian red waratah sea anemone)
Lineage: Eukaryota; Metazoa; Cnidaria; Anthozoa; Actiniaria; Actiniidae
Biological process (GO): fatty acid beta-oxidation
Cellular component (GO): peroxisome
Molecular function (GO): delta(3)-delta(2)-enoyl-CoA isomerase activity
Source: RefSeq, a predicted model, not a curated record
UCAAAAUGGCGUCCAAAGGAGUAUUCGUGGAGUUUAGAAAUAAUUUUGCAAUAUUAUGGAUUGGAAAUGGAGAAAAUCGCUUUAAUAGUCAAUAUGUUAAGGAUCUGCAAUCUUCACUUGAUCAAGUUGAGAAAAAUGAGGAUGUUCUAUUUUUGAUAAYCAUUGGCCAAGGAAAAUUUUACUCAAAUGGUCUAGACCUGGACAGUUUGGUUGAAAUGAAUGAGAGAGAUCUUCACAGUUUUUCUUCUGCAUUGCAUGCUCUAUUCUUAAGGACCCUAACAUUUCCAGUGCCAACUAUAGCUGCUUUGAAUGGUCAUAGUUUUGCAGGUGGUGCAGUCUUUGCUACAACCCAUGAUUACCGUGUGAUGAGAACUAAACAAGGAUGGUAUUGUUUACCUGAAAUCCAUUUAAAAUUAAAGUUUUCCAUUGGAAUGAUGUCUAUAUUAAGAGCCAAAAUAACAGAUCCAAGAGUACAAACAGAUUCUAUCAUAAUGGGUAAGAGAUACACUGCUGAAGAAGCACUUUCAUCAAAAAUAGUUGACCAAAUCUGUGAUAACAAUGAGUUACUGGAAAAAGCAAUCGAAUUUGGAUGGAAAAUUGUAGGAAAUGAGAAAUUCAACAGAAAACAAAUGGCAGAUCUGAAGUCAGAUCUUUAUCAAAAUGUCGUUGAGGACUUGAAGUUAUCCAUGAAAAUACAAACAGAAAAUACAGACACUCUAUCCAAACUUUAAUGCUAGAAACAUAUUAAUAACAAUUGUAAAUAGACUAGUAAACUUCAAUUAUGAAAUUUAUGCUCAUAAAAUUCAUGCAGACAAGUUUACUUUAUCUUAAUCAAAACGUCAUUCCAGUCAAAAAAAAGAAGAAAAAAAAUCAGCAAUUUUCUAUUAUGAUUUUUAUUCCUUAUCAAACCUAUAGUUUUA